AUGGCGGGGGGCGGGGGGGGGGGGAUAUCCCGGACCCGAAGGGCGAGAUGCCUGCGGACGCCACACCCGCGCCAGACCGGAGUUUCUGAGGCGCUGCCCGACUGCACCCUGCUCGGCUUGGCGCAGCUCCACUGCCCCUUGACCGCUCGCCGCCGUGGGAGGGAACGGAGGGAGCCGGCUGCACGCUCACCUUCACCUCCGCCCCUCUCAGGGUCCUCGGACGGAAAGCCGCGAGGGUCCCGCCCCGCGCACGUCGGGGAACGCGAUUGGACGGAAAGCCUCGAGGGUCCCACCCCGUGCUGGAAGGGGUGGGUUGCCGGGGCUCGCUGCCCCGCCCCCGGCCCUGGCCCCGCCCUCGGCGGUUUUCCGGGCCCGGAUUGCGCCCUAGGAACGCGAGCAGAAAAUCCGAUUAGCGUCCUGCAGUCCCUGCUAAAGCAUCUUCCUGCUGGACUCUGCGGCACGUUGGCCGCGGUCCAGAGAGAUGGCGGCGGCUCCGCCCACGCACGGGCACAACCCUGCGGAAGGGACUACCUGCCCAGAAAGACACAGCACAUCAAUCAGGAAAAGUGCCCGCAGACACAUCCACAUGCCAAUCUGGUGGCAGCCAUUCCCCAAAGGAGGGUCCUUCCUCCCAGGUGA
Messenger RNA from Microtus oregoni (creeping vole), 639 nucleotides. RefSeq lists its product as uncharacterized. NCBI's taxonomy places the organism in Eukaryota, Metazoa, Chordata, Mammalia, Rodentia, Cricetidae. The record is from RefSeq and is a predicted model, not a curated record. The transcript has 3 exons. Bases 1 to 639 code for a protein of 212 amino acids.